Messenger RNA from Ictalurus punctatus (channel catfish), 867 nucleotides. It is a transcript of the gene ppm1kb, whose product is annotated as protein phosphatase, Mg2+/Mn2+ dependent 1Kb. The record is from RefSeq and is a predicted model, not a curated record. Gene Ontology annotation, biological process: protein dephosphorylation. Gene Ontology annotation, molecular function: protein serine/threonine phosphatase activity. NCBI's taxonomy places the organism in Eukaryota, Metazoa, Chordata, Actinopteri, Siluriformes, Ictaluridae.
AUGGCAGACAAGCUGGCGCGGUCACUGCACAGCCCGUCAGGCACCCGCACCAGCAAUUCACGCUUUGACCCGGACAACAGUGGACGCCCCACCACCUGGGACUCGUUCGGCAUUUGGGACAGUCGCAUUGAUGAGCCGAUUCUGCUGCCAUCCAGCAUCCGCUACGGCAAACUCAUCCCCAAAGUCAGCUUGUUCAAAGUGGGCUACAUUUCGCAGAUCAGCCAGUGCAAAGAGAACGAGGACCGUUAUCAGGUGUCGCAAAUGACCAAUGACAUCCUUUAUUUCGCGGUGUUCGAUGGCCACAGCAGUGCUCAGGCUGCUGACUUUUGCCAUAAGUACAUGGAGCAGUAUAUUAAAGAGCCCGUGGCAAAAGAGGACAACCGAGAGGUCGUUCUGACAAACGUGUUUCUAAAUGUGGACAAAGCAUUAGCGAAGCACCUUCACUUCAGUGCAGAUGGUAGUGUUGUUGAUGUGUGUUUGUGUUUAUCUACGGCUAUGGUGGCGCUGCUGUGGGACGGCAUCGAACUGGUGGUGGCCAGCAUGGGAGACAGUCAUGCCAUGCUCUGCCGGAAGGGCAAGGCACUUAAACUCACCGUGGACCACACACCUGAGAGGAAGGAUGAGAAAGAGAGGAUCCGUAAGAAUGGAGGUUUCGUGACGUGGAACAGUCUGGGCCAACCUCACGUAAACGGGCGACUGGCCAUGACGCCGAACAUUGGAGACUUUGACCUGAAAAAUGCUGGUGUCAUCGCGGAACCAGAGACCAAGCGGAUUUCAGAUUCAGAUGUUUUAGCCAAGAUUGAGUGCGCAUGUGGUUUUGGGGGCAUGGUUUUGCAGGCAACUUGGGUAGCUCCUGCUACCUUCUGA